Messenger RNA from Sorghum bicolor (sorghum), 720 nucleotides. RefSeq lists its product as uncharacterized. The coding region runs from base 27 to 377 and encodes 116 amino acids. The transcript has 2 exons. The record is from RefSeq and is a predicted model, not a curated record. NCBI's taxonomy places the organism in Eukaryota, Viridiplantae, Streptophyta, Magnoliopsida, Poales, Poaceae.
UUAAGGCUGAUAGCACUGAACUGGAGAUGGAAAGAGGUCAGGUCCCAGACAACAGCGACGCCUUCCUCAACAAGGACGUUGAUCAGCAGGCUGCAACUGUGGGGAUGCUGGAGCACCUGUCUGCUCCUGUGGUGGAGGCGAUGCAGAGCCCGGUGGCCGCGGACGACAGCAACAUCACCAACAACACUGACGUGGAACUGCAACUGGGAGCACUCCUCGACAACAUUCUGCAUUUCGCAAGGCCGUUGGAGAAGGUCACCAUGGAGGCCAUUCAGGACCUCAUCGAGCACGGCGAGCAGGGUGCCCCAGCCCAGAAGAAGGAUGCCAUCCACAGAGACCUCAUCGGCACCCCCGGCACCCCAGGUCUGGUGGCCUAAGUGCCAUGCUCAGGGGGUUAUAAUUCGAUGUUAAGCUCUCCUUGCACGAGAGUUGGGGCCAAGUGUCCCAUGUAUCGGCAGUCAGUUGUGGUCUUUAGAGCCUGGCAUGACUUUGUUUUCAUGUUUUUAAGCGGACUUUUGCUUUGUAUGUUCGACACCUGCUGGCCCUGGAGCCUUCGGUGGUAUUGGUGGGUUGCCUGCUGGCCUUGGAGCCUUCGGCAAAAAAACUGUAAGACUUGGUGGGUGAACCUGGACCUGCUGGCUUUGUUGCCUUCGGCCCGCCCUAACGCUGCUUGCUGUUUGCUUGGUAACUGGAAGAACCUCAUGUUCAGACUGCUAUGGA